Messenger RNA from Panthera uncia (snow leopard), 4763 nucleotides. It is a transcript of the gene KIF11, whose product is annotated as kinesin family member 11. Bases 577 to 3471 code for a protein of 964 amino acids. NCBI's taxonomy places the organism in Eukaryota, Metazoa, Chordata, Mammalia, Carnivora, Felidae. The record is from RefSeq and is a predicted model, not a curated record. Gene Ontology annotation, molecular function: microtubule binding; plus-end-directed microtubule motor activity; ATP binding. Gene Ontology annotation, biological process: microtubule-based movement; mitotic spindle assembly. The transcript is spliced from 21 exons. Gene Ontology annotation, cellular component: spindle microtubule; nucleus.
AUUCUGCCGUCUGCUUUAGCAGUAUCAUUCAGUAGUACCCCAUGUAAUCCCUGUUACCAACAGUGUAGUCAGAAAACUUCAAUUUGGGGGCGCCUGGGUGGCUCAGUCGGUUAGGCGGCCGACUUCGGCUCAGGUCAUGAUCUCGCGGUCCGUGAGUUCGAGCCCCGCGUCGGGCUCUGUGCUGACAGCUCAGAGCCUGGAGCCUGUUUCAGAUUCUGUGUCUCCCUCUCUCUGACCCUCCCCUGUUCAUGCUCUGUCUCUCCCUGUCUCCAAAAUAAAUAAAACGUUAAAAAAAAAUAAAACAAAAAACAAAAAAAAACUUCACUUUGUUGUUGUCUAAGGUAUUAAUGACAAUGUCAUUUGUAACCUGAAAACUAAGAGUUUUUUCAGUAACUUUGUAUAUUUCUUUUUAUAGACCAUUUAAUUUGGCAGAGCGGAAAGCUAGUGCCCAUUCUGUAGUGGAAUGUGAUCACGUACGAAAAGAAGUUAGUGUACGAACUGGAGGAUUGGCCGACAAGAGCUCAAGGAAAACAUAUACUUUUGAUAUGGUUUUUGGAGCGUCUACUAAACAAAUUGAUGUUUACCGAAGUGUUGUUUGUCCAAUUCUGGAUGAAGUUAUUAUGGGUUACAAUUGCACUAUUUUUGCAUACGGCCAAACUGGCACUGGAAAAACCUUUACAAUGGAAGGAUCCCUUGGCUGGCAUAAUUCCACGUACUCUGCAUCAAAUUUUUGAGAAACUUACUGAUAAUGGUACUGAAUUUUCAGUCAAAGUGUCUCUGUUGGAAAUCUAUAAUGAAGAACUUUUUGAUCUCCUUAAUCCAUCUUCUGAUGUUUCUGAGAGACUACAGAUGUUUGAUGAUCCCCGUAACAAGAGGGGGGUGAUAAUCAAAGGUUUAGAAGAAAUUACAGUGCACAACAAGGAUGAAGUCUAUCAAAUUUUGGAGAAGGGGGCAGCAAAAAGGACAACUGCAGCAACUUUGAUGAAUGCAUACUCUAGUCGUUCCCACUCAGUUUUCUCUGUUACAAUACAUAUGAAAGAAACUACAAUUGAUGGAGAGGAGCUUGUUAAAAUUGGAAAGUUGAACUUGGUUGAUCUUGCGGGAAGUGAGAACAUUGGCCGUUCUGGAGCAGUUGACAAGAGAGCUCGGGAAGCUGGAAAUAUCAAUCAGUCCCUGUUGACUUUGGGAAGGGUUAUUACUGCUCUUGUAGAAAGAACACCUCAUGUUCCUUAUCGAGAAUCUAAAUUAACUAGAAUCCUCCAGGAUUCCCUUGGGGGGCGUACAAGAACAUCUAUAAUUGCAACGAUUUCUCCUGCAUCCCUCAAUCUUGAGGAAACUCUGAGUACAUUGGAAUAUGCUCAUAGAGCAAAGAACAUACUAAAUAAGCCUGAAGUUAACCAGAAACUCACCAAAAGAGCUCUUAUUAAGGAAUAUACGGAAGAGAUAGAGCGUCUGAAACGAGAUCUUGCUGCAGCCCGUGAGAAAAAUGGGGUAUACAUUUCUGAAGAAAAUUUUAGAGCCAUGAGUGGAAAACUAACUGUUCAAGAAGAACAGAUUGUAGAAUUGAUUGAAAAAAUUGGUGCCGUUGAGGAGGAGCUAAGUAGGGUUACAGAGUUGUUUAUGGAUAAUAAAAAUGAACUUGACCAGUGUAAAUCUGACCUGCAAAAUAAGACACAGGAACUUGAAACCACUCAAAAACAUUUACAAGAAACGAAAUUACAACUUGUUGAAGAAGAGUAUAUUACAUCAGCUUUGGAAAGUACUGAGGAGAAACUUCAUGAUGCUGCCAGCAGGUUGCUUACCACAGUUGAAGAAACUACAAAAGAUGUAUCUGGUCUCCAUUCAAAACUGGAUCGUAAGAAGGCAAUUGAUCAGCACAAUGCAGAAGCUCAGGAUGUUUUUGGCAAAAACCUGAAUGGUCUGUUUAACAGAAUGGAAGAAUUAAUUAAGGAUAGCAGCUCAAAACAAAAGGUCAUGCUAGAAGUUCACAAGACUUUGUUUGGUAACCUGCUGUCUUCCAGUGUCUCUGCAUUAGACACAAUUACUACAACAGCACUGGGAUCGCUCACAUCUGUUCCAGAAAAUGUGUCUACACAUGUUUCUCAGAUUUCUAAUAUGAUAUUAAAAGAACAAUCAUUAGCAGCAGAAAGUAAAACUGUACUUCAAACAUUGAUUGAUGUACUUAAGACUGACCUUCUAAGUUCACUGGAAACAACUUUAUCCCCCACUGUGGUGUCUAUACUGAAAAUCAACAGUCAACUGAAGCAUAUUUUCAAGACUUCAUUGACAGUGGCUAGUAAGAUAGAAGAUCAGAAAAAGGAAAUGGAUGGCUUUCUCAGUAUGCUGUGUAACAGUCUACAUGAACUACAAGAAAAUACGAUUUCAUCCUUGGCUGAAUCACAGAAGCUAUGUGAAAACUUAACUGAAGACCUGAAGACAAUAAAAAAAAUCCAUUCACAGGAACUUGACAAGCUAAUCAGUCUUUGGGCAGAGAGAUUCUGUGCCUUGGAGGAAAAGUGUGAAAACAUCCAGAAACCACUUAGUAGUGUCCAAGAAAAUACAAAACAGAAAUCUAAGGAUAUAAUCAGCAAAACAACCUCAUAUAAUACACAAUUUUGUGCUGAUUGUGAUGGCUUAUCACAGGAACUCAGACAUUUUAACCAAGAAGGUACAAAACUGGUUGAAGAGUCUGUGAAACACUGUGAUAAACUUAAUAGCAGCCUGGAACUAGUAUCUCAAGAGACUGAACAGAGAUGUGAGGCUCUGAACAAAAGCACACUUUCUUUUUCUGAACAGUGGGUAUCUUGCUUAAAUAUAAGGAAAGAAGAACUUCAGAACUUACUGGAGGUUGUAAACCAAGGUUGUGAGGCUUCAAGUUCAGAGAUUACUGAAAAAUUAAAUGAACAUAAAGCAGCUAAUGAGAACCAGCGUAAUAUGUUUUUUGAUCAGAUAACUACUGAUGAAGAAAAAUUAAUGGCACAAAGUCUAGAAUUUAAUGAAACCAUAAAAAUUGGUUUGACUAAGCUUAAUUGCUUUCUACAACAGGAUCUGAAAUUGGAUAUCCCAACAGGUACGACACCACAGAGGAAAAAUUACUUAUACCCAUCAACCCUGGUGAGAACUGAACCACGUGAACAGCUCCUUGAUCAGUUGAAAAGGAAGCAACCUGAGCUGUUAAUGAUGCUAAACUGUUCAGAAAACAACAAGGAAGAGAUCAGUCAGGACCUGGAUGAAGAAAAGUCAGUUCUAGGGCACUCAAUAGAAGAACCUCCAAGUCAAGAGCCAUCUAUAGAUGCUAGCGUGGAUUGUUCAUCAAGUGGUGGGAUUCCAUUUUUCCAGCAUAAAAAAUCACAUGGAAAAGACAAAGAAAACAGGGGCAUUAAUUCAGUGGAGAGGUCUAAAGUGGAAGAAACUACAGAGCAUUCUGUUACAAGGAGCAGAUUACCUCUACGAGCCCAGAUAAAUCUUUAGUUAACUUGAGGAUUGGUCAUUUUAUUUUUAAGAAAAAUGAAAAAUAAAACCUAUAACUCCAGAACUUGAGCCUUAUGUAUAGAUGAAAAACGAAUGGAAAAUAUCAAGGCAAUACUGUAAAUUUAGUUGACUUUAAUAUGUCUGCCCAUUUUUCUGUCAUUCUUGUAGUUCACUGUACAUUAAGUUGGGUUUUAUUUGAGACUUGCAUUCAGUAAAUGUGUAUUUUUAGCUUUUGAUAUAAAAUAGCCCUUUCUGGUAUAUCGCUAGGCAGCACAUAUAUAAAAGUUGCAGUGUUCUUCUAGGCUUGAAUUUAUGUAGGUGAAUACCGCCAACUUGGUCUUGGGAAGGACCAUCUCCGUUCUUUUCCUGAUACGAUGGAAUUAUGUCUGUAUCUGCUUGCUUCCUUCCCUAGACUUUUCCAGUCUGCAUUCUCAGCUCAUUUUCUCCUUUUUCAUUUGCGACCAAACCAUCUGUAGAGCUACAAAAUGGUAUCUAUUCUUAUUAUGAGAUAGCCUGAAUUUUAUCUAGAAGUCUUUAACACUUUUCUGUGGCUCUGCCUAAAGUUACUAUCAACAAUGAACAUAACCCUAGAAGCAUUCCUUCCUUCAAUAUUUUUAGUCUGUUUCCCCCUAGAUGAAGAAGCACUCCUUUCUUUAUGAGGCCUUAACACAUUAGCCCCCACAGAGUUUGUAAGAAGCCAGCUUCUCCAGAAUAUAGAUUACUUUUAUGGGAGAACUACCAAGAGCUCUGACUAAUGGCUAUGUGGCCUGUAUCUUGGGCAGAGGUCCCAGUGAUUUAAAAGGGCUUUUUGAAGCUAUUAAUUAUGAUGAUAAUUUCUAUCCUCUUGUUUACCUUCAUCUGAAACUUUGUUCUUUGUAUAUAAUAAAAUAUGUAUAUGUAUAUUUUUCUUUACUGAAAUCUUAACCCUUAGAUGGGUCCUGACAGUUUUGAUCUAGCAGCCAAAUUUCUGGAAGUGGACAUUUUUCAGCAUGAAGAAUCAGCACAGUAGAAGAAGGAAUAUACACAAAGAAAACAUUUGGUGACCACAUCAACUUAAGUGCAUAACUUUAGAGAGAUUUGAUUGUGAUAGCUAAGUAAAGCCAAGCCCUAUUAGAGAUUAGAAAACGUGCUACUUCAAGGAACUAAAUUUACCUUCAGAAGUGUUAAUUAUCUUAAUAAAAAUAAUGAUACAAUUUCUCUGCAAAAUCAGAUGUCAACAUAACCUAUGGAUAAUAUCUAAGAAAAUAAUCUGCCCUCAGUAAAUCCAUCAAUAAAUUUGGUUUCUACAUUAA